UGGGGCGUAUUAAUCUCGUACUGCGCGAAGUGACGAAGUUCUAUAUGACGAAGGUAAUUCCCCUCACUCACACAACAGUGCUGCGCCAUACAUUUUAGCCACGGCGUCAAGUUCACGCCCUCAGGCCCAGUUUUACCCCGUAUCUGCGCAAUUUAGGCCUUGAUUUCCACUUCACAACGCCAGAGUAUAGUUAAACAUCUGCGAUGUCGACUCAAGACCAACGUACGCCUUGCACCGAUGCCUGGAUGAUUGCUGAGUAUCCAGACAAACCAAGAAACGUCCACAUCCCCAGGAACAACUACCAAACAGCCUUGAACCUGCCCGUAAACCGACGCCCGCCGGCAGACCAACAGCAGGAGUUCUCCGUGCGCGAAGGCGGCAUGUGGAUACAUGUGUAUGACCUGUUCAUCCGGGCUAGCGAUGAACAGGGUUCAAUGCCCUUCAGCGAAGACACGAGGUUGAAAAUCAUGGAAACGAUGGUCAAAAUGUUCGUGCCCGACAAUUCUGUUCAAGAGGACUCCCUUCCAGAUGACGUAUUGGUGCCCAUGCAGCCCUAUAGGGACAUGGAUUCUGGAGAGAACGUGACAGUGAUAACGACGCUUCCGUUCAACAGCAUGGACGGACAUCUGAAGGUGAUCGUCGCACCUGUUGACGGCGAUGGACGGGUGGACGUCACGAGAAGCAGGGCGUGCCUCAAGACUCUCCUGGCCCCGGCACUGGACGGCCCAGAGGUGCAGACAAAGAGAGCUCUACAAGACAUCCGUAACUUCUUCCUGCAGGGUUUUUCACCCACAGCAGCUGUAAGUACACGCCUAUCCCGCCCACGACAGGAGAGCCACAAGACAGAGAGCCACGUGACUUGCAGCAUGAGGACAUGGUUCCCGUUUGCGUCCUCCUACACUUCAAGAAGUGGAGGUCGAAGUUCGGCACUCACAGAAAGAUGUGCCGACUCUGCAAAGAGAACGCCGGCCCACUGUUUCACGCUACGAUCUGCCGAGCAAGCUUCUGUCAAAGAUGCAUCAGUGUUGCCUGCAUGA
This is a messenger RNA of Branchiostoma belcheri (Belcher's lancelet), 1037 nucleotides long. RefSeq lists its product as uncharacterized. NCBI's taxonomy places the organism in Eukaryota, Metazoa, Chordata, Leptocardii, Amphioxiformes, Branchiostomatidae. The transcript is spliced from 7 exons. The record is from RefSeq and is a predicted model, not a curated record. The coding region runs from base 204 to 1037 and encodes 277 amino acids.